This is a messenger RNA of Siniperca chuatsi (mandarin fish), 7900 nucleotides long. RefSeq names its product TUB like protein 4b (gene tulp4b). The transcript is spliced from 16 exons. The record is from RefSeq and is a predicted model, not a curated record. Bases 546 to 5996 code for a protein of 1816 amino acids. Lineage: Eukaryota; Metazoa; Chordata; Actinopteri; Centrarchiformes; Sinipercidae. Gene Ontology annotation, molecular function: protein binding.
GCAAUAAACCUAGUAUUGAUUACAGUAGCUUGUGGACCAGACUCCAUAUCAGAAUGUAUAAAAAUUUGGUUAAACUGUAGAUACUUACCUUUAGUGGUUCUUGACAGGUUUAUUAGGCGUGUUGGUGCUUUUGUUUUAACUGGCAUUGAAGUUCGGGGUCCAUUUUCCGUGCUACCUGCCUCAUGGCAACCCGUAUUAAAGCCACAACCCCAAAGUGCGCCAGCGGAAAAAUGCCUGGCAACACGACCGCACAGUGCGCCGACUGCCUCUGGAUUAACGUUGUUAUAGCUGUGUGAGGAUUACACAACUCUCCAGAGCAACAUCAGGAAGGCAUGGGGUGGGCCACUGUCAUCAAAGAAGCCUCACAUCAAGUGCAGAGCUGCUUGAUUUAAAUGAAUGUAGAGCUGGACAACAUCUAGCUGUAUGAUGCAUUUUACUUCCCCAUAGAUUUGAUUGUAAGUACCAAGAGCAGAGCAGCCAUUCCCCUUCAGUGCAUCACCUGAAUGGAAAUAUGGACACUUUCAAUGGAGGAAUUUUGACUCAACAUGCCCAGGAACUAUGAGCCUGGUCACUCAGUAGGGAUGCUGGCUGCCGUGGAACAUGGUCCCAUCCUCUGCAGCGACUCCAACAUCCUCUGCCUCUCGUGGAAAGGCAGGGUCCCCAAGAGCGAAAAGGACAAGCCGGUGUGCCGGAGACGGUACUAUGAGGAGGGCUGGCUCGCCACAGGGAAUGGGAGAGGAGUUGUUGGGGUGACGUUUACAUCGAGUCACUGCAGGAGGGACAGAACUACACCUCAGAGAAUCAAUUUUAACUUGCGAGGACACAACAGUGAGGUUGUCUUGGUGCGCUGGAAUGAACCCUUUCAGAAGCUAGCCACCUGUGAUAUGGAAGGAGGUAUUUUUGUAUGGAUCCAGUAUGAAGGAAGAUGGUCUGUAGAGUUAGUGAACGACAGAGGAGCCCAGGUGAGUGACUUCACUUGGUCACAUGAUGGCACUCAAGCCCUCAUCGCAUACAGGGAUGGCUUUGUGUUAGUUGGCUCGGUCAGCGGACAAAGACACUGGUCCUCCGAGAUUAACCUGGAGAGUCAAAUCACCUGUGGCAUCUGGACACCUGAUGAUCAACAGGUCUUGUUUGGUACAGCAGAUGGUCAGGUGAUAGUGAUGGACUGUCACGGACGAAUGCUUGCCCAUGUUCUGUUACAUGAGUCUGAUGGGAUCGUGAGCAUGUCCUGGAACUGCCCUGAUUUCCUGGUCGAGGACAGCACAGAGAGCGACACAGACUCUGAUGACAAUAUUCUGCCUUUAGUGCGGAGAGUCAAGCCUUUGUUGACCGUCACCUUCUUAUCAGGAGAUAUCAGUUUAAUGAACAACUAUGAUGACCUCUCUCCUGGCAUAAUUCGCUCAGGGCUGAAAGAUGUUGAGGCACAGUGGUGCUCCCAGGGAGACCUCCUGGCUGUGGCCGGCAUGGAGAGACACGGGCUUCCUGCCGACUCUGCCUGCUCGUCCAUCAUGAGGAACGCCCUUGUUAAGUUCUAUAAUGUCCAAGGAGAACACAUCUACACCUUGGAAACACCGGCACAGAGACCCAUCACCACCAUCUGUUGGGGUCACAGAGACUCUCGUCUGUUCCUUGCAUGUGGUCCAGCACUGUAUGUGGUGCGUGUGGAGCACAGGGUGGCCAGCCUCCAACUUUUAUGCCAGCAGGGCAUCGCCAGCGCCCUGCGAGAGGAGAAAGAUGUGGGGAAACUGAACAUGCCGUCGCUGCUCUGCUCUUAUGUCACCACUGCUUUCAUACCCACCAUCAAGCCCCCAAUCCCUGACCCCAACAACAUCCGGGAUUUUGUUAGCUAUCCCACAGCUGGGAAUGAGAGGCUCCACUGCACCAUGAAGCGAGCAGAGGACAGCCCUGAAACAGGCGGACCCUGCUACACUCUCUACCUAGAAUAUUUAGGAGGACUGGUGCCAAUUCUCAAGGGAAGACGCAUCAGUAAACUACGGCCCGAGUUUGUCAUUAUGGAUCCAAAAACGGACAGCAAAGCAGAGGAGGUGUGUGUGAAUCCCAUGAUCUCAUACACUGACAGCUGUAACUGCUCUGACUCCAGUGACAUUGAGUUGAGCGAUGAGUGGGUUGGGAAGAAGUCACCAAAGUUAUCCCGAGGAAACAGGAUGAACAUGGAAUCGAGAAAAUCUCCCAAACUUUCACGUGCCCAUCAGGAAGGCCAACGGUCGCCACGGUUACCAACAAAGAAGCCUCCAGUUCGGUCUCCCAGUCUGACACGUCGAGAGUUUUCUAUGGACGGGAUCACAGAGCACAACUACCUUGCUCAAGUCACAUCCAACAUUUGGGGGACAAAAUUCAAAAUUGUUGGACUUGCUUCUUUUCUCCCUGCCAAUCUCGGUGCAGUCAUCUAUAAGACAAGUUUGCUUCAUCUGCAACCGAGACAGAUGACAAUCUACCUUCCAGAAGUGCGAAAGAUUUCUCAUGACUUUAUGAGCCUGCCUGUGUUUAACCCCAAUGUUUUCAGUGAGGAUGAGGAUGACUUACCAGUGAUGGGGCCAUCUGGAGUGGCAGGAGACAAUCCUCCCUGUACAGUCAACAUUCCCAUUGCUCCCAUCCACAGCCCGGCUCAGGCCAUGUCUCCAACUCAGAGCAUCGGCCUGGUUCAGUCUCUUCUGGCCAAUCAGAAUAUUCAGCUUGAUGUCCUGACCAACCCUACAGCCACUGCAGCAGCUGCAGCUGCAGUGGCAGCAGCUUCUGUCCCUGUUACUGAUCAUGGGCAGGAUGCAGUUGCAACACCGUACCCAGUGCCUACCAGAUACUCAAACCCUGGUCAGGUGAUCUUCAAUGGGCUGGAGAUGAGUCCUCUUCUUCCUGGUACUCUUCCUCCCCCACCUCCACCUCACCAUCUCCCACCGCAGCCUCACCCACAGCGGCCUCAUCCACAGCAGCCUCGCCAACAGCAGUCCAAACAGUCACAACAAAUGCAGACACAGCAGCAGCAGAAAAUGCAUCAUCAUCAACAGCAGCAGCAGCAGCAGCAGCAGCAGCAGCAACAACACCAUCAUCAGUCCCAAUCACAGCAACAACAGCAAUUACAGCAGCAACAUCAACAGCUGCAGCAACUGCACCACCAGCAGACACUACAUCAACAGCAGCUACAACAUCAACAACACCAGGUCCAGCAACACCAACAAAUACAAAAAAAUCAACAGCAAGUGACACCCCAACAACUUCAACACCAACAUCAAAUACAGCAGCAGCAACAACAGAUGCAGCUGCAGCAUGAACAGAUGCAGCAGCAGCAGCAGCAAAUGCAACAGCAGCAGCAACAAAUCCGGCAACAGAUCCAGGAGAUGAGGCAGCAGCAGCAGCAGCUCCAGCAGCAGCACCAACAGAUCCAGCAGCAACAUCAACAGAUGCAGUGGCAGCACCACCAAAUGCAGCAGCAGCUGAAGAUGCAGAUGUCGCUGCCCCCUCCUCCGACUGGCUAUCCAACCAUUUCCUUACAACGGCUUCAUCUUCUGCCUCAGAUUGCUCCUCCUACCACUGAACCUGGGCUCGACAGGGGGGAGCAUGGACACACACUUAAACCAAGUCUGCCGCGGAUUUUACCUCCCUUCAGUGACACGGAUGGAUCUGUGGAGAUUCAGAUGAGGAAGGUGAAUCCUCCUCCUCCAUACCCGGGCACUGUAGUGUCUGCAGCAGCAGCUACAGCCGCCGCGACGCCUCAAACUCUUGUCACAAACUGUGACAGCCCAAAUGUCCUGGCGACAGACCCCUGCCUGAAGAAGGAUGAAUUUUUGCUUCACCCUGUCACCAUACAGUACCCAACACCUCUGGGGUAUGAAAGGAUCACAACCUUUGACAGUAGUGGCAAUGUGGAGGAGGUUUGUCGGCCACGCAGGCGCCUCAUUCGCAACCAAAAUGCGUAUGCUGUCCACGGCUCGGCCACACUCAAAGUCACUUCCUCUGAGAGUAAAAAAAUUCAGCUUCCCUACAGCUCAGCAACAUUGAGUCGUCUCUCUGUCCCUCGCUACUCAAUACCUAGUGGAGACCCUCCUCCUUACCCUGAUCCAGCCAAUCAAGUAACUGCUACACUUCCUCCUUCCCAGAGAAUUGAUAGCAGUCUGAUUCAUGCCACUCUACGUCGUGAUGGCAGGGACGUGGGACUUAAAGUGCCACAGAUGAUGGAAAGCUCAAGAACCCUUCCCACCAAGGCUAAAAUGAACAGUGCACUAGCACUUACCUACCAGCAGAGAGUGCCCACUGCAUUGUACACAUGCACACAGUGCAGCAGUAACAGUAGCAGCACCAGUGUCAGUGUUAGUGGUGGUGGAACUACAAGUAGUGGCAUUGCAGGUGGCACAGUGGUGAGGCAGGACUUCCCACCAGGGAAAGGAGCCCAUCACAGUACCAUUAUUGUGCACUCCAAAGGUGCCUCACCCCUGGCCUCUCAGUCAUCUUACAGUCUGCUGGGUGCUGUUGAUAACAGCAGGGACAGAACAGUGUAUGUUAACUCUGCCUUUACUGAAGAUGAGACUUUAAAUCAGCAGUGUCACCUUGAAAAAUCUGUACGCCAGCUGACUCUCGGCGAUGUCAGUUUGACAGUUAAACGCCCUCCGCCUUACCAGUGGGACACCUCCACCACAGAGGAGUUCUGGCUCACCCCAGAACAAACAAUGUUAGGUCCUCCACCAGGACCUCAUAAACCGCCUCCACUCAUCAUUAGUCAAGCUCAGCAUUUGGACAUGACUCGGCUACCGUUUGUCCUCACGACUAAACCUCCAACUAGUCAGAGCACGAGCACUCUUACUUUCCCAUCAGGUUACCAGAUAUCCCUCUCACCUUUUCCUCCAGGUGUGGGUCACACUGGCCCUCCACUUCAGACCUUACAGAACCCUCCACCACAGUGCUCUCCAAAUGAAGUGGUUGCUUCAGUCCCUUUUGCUCAGCAGGACCCCAACUUGGUCUUGCCACCAGGCUAUCCUCCAAAUCUCGCUAACUUGGCCUGCUGCCCUCUCCCUCCAAUGUAUCCAGGAGCCAGCUCAUGUGCCGGACUUCAGCUGCACCCUGUCAACCUUCACCCCUGGAACCCUUACCCCUGCCCGCCUCCCAUGCAAGACCCUCCAGCACCUCCCCUCCCUACCAAAACUCAUCAGAUUUUAGAGAAGCCGAUUCUCUCCCCACCUCCUCCCACUGUGCCGCCUCCACCCCCCCCUCUCCCUCCUCCUCCUCCACCUACUGAGCUACCACCAUCCAAAAGUGCCACAGAGGAUCUGGCAGAGUCUGCCAACAACUUUCCAGAGCCAUCAUCCCUGAAUGAAAGCCCUGGACCACAGGAGUCAGAGCGCUUCAACAAGAAGAGCCGCAAAAGACUGGACAGCAGAGCUGAGGAGGCCAACAUGCCCACCGUCUCUGAGGGCAAAUCCAGAAAGGAAGGCCGUGCACUCUCUGACUUCAACACUCUCAUUUCCAGCCCAAGGCUUGGUAGCAGAGAGAAGAAGAAGCCCAAGGGGCAGAGAGAGCAACUCAACAAAACCAAGAAGAUGAGCAGGACCACAAAUGAGUUCCAGGAUAGCUCAGAGAGUGAGCCGGAGCUGUUCAUUAGCGGCGACGAGCUCAUGAACCAGAACCAAAGUAGUAAGAAGAGUUGGAAGAACAAGCGCAGCCUGCGCAUGGCGAGUGAGCUGGAGGAGAUAAAGUGUCGCAAGGCAAAUGAAAGAGAGGACCGUAGUUUGGGAAGCCAAGGAUUUGUCUAUGUCAUGGCCAAUAAACAACCAUUGUGGAACGAAGCCACACAGGUCUACCAGCUUGAUUUUGGAGGUCGAGUCACGCAGGAGUCAGCAAAGAAUUUUCAAAUUGAGCUGGAUGGUAGACAGGUGAUGCAGUUUGGGCGAAUUGAUGGUAAUGCCUAUAUCUUGGAUUUCCAGUAUCCUUUCUCAGCAGUGCAGGCAUUUGCUGUUGCCUUGGCCAAUGUGACUCAAAGGCUAAAGUGAAAAGGUUAUAUUGUGCUGUUGUAGACUAAUUCAAAAGAAGACACACUGGUCUUACACCCCAAUGUGAGGGGCUAUACCUGGGAAAAUGUCAAUGUUGUUGUGGUUCUUUUUUUAAAGAAUUGAUUAAUAUAAAGUUGGCCUUGCACAUGCAGAUAAUUUACAAUCAGUAUGUUGAAGGCAAAGUUGGUCUAGGUCAGUGGUCAUGGAGACUGGAGACCAGUUACUCCAUCAUUUCUCGUUAAUAUGUUGAAUGUACUCAAGCUAAUUUUAUUUAUUAUUCAAAUGUUAUUUUGUGAAGUUAAAAAAAUGUCAACCUUAGGUAAAAUAAGUACAUGUUGGAAUGGAUUUUAAAAGCAGUCUGGAGGUUUAGUACCACGUGUGGUACCAAAGACAUCUUCCCUCUCUUAAAAUCAUGGCUAAUUCAAUGUAUUUUAAAUAAAUAAUGUUAUGUUUGUGAUGUUAAUAAAUAAUAUACACAGUAGAUAUCUACAUUAUGAGGUACGUUAGCAUUCAAAAUUGCAAAUACAUUUUCACGAAGCCAUACCAUGUCUGAUACAAAUACUGCACUAUUUUAAUUCAGUUUUAAGUUAUGAAGUAAAUAAGUUAUAAGGUUUUAUUAUGAAUGUCAAACUGAUUAUUUGUUUUUUUCGAUACCUGUAUUUGUAUCUUUAUUCUUCAUUCAAAUCCCAUUUGUUCAAGGCAAUGAUUUGAUUUUUAGUCUGUUUUGUUUGUUAAAUGUCCUCUACAUUAUGUUCAAAUUGCUGAACAUGCAAUAGAAGAAUAUAUUGAUUCUGUAACUGCAACAUGAAGCGUUGAGUACAGUUUACCAUAGUUUGUAUAUUUUCUAUUCAUGAUACUUCUAUGAAGUGGUGCAAUGAACAUAGUAAAUCAUAUUCUUUUGGCUGCAAAUACUGCAAAUAAUUAUUCAGUCAGAGCCGUUAUGAUCUGACAAUGUAGUCUUUAUUUUUGCAUGUGUAAGUUUACAUGUUCCUUUUUAUUUCCAAAACUCCCCUCUACAAUUGUCAGUAAUGGUGAACAAGUUUAUGUAUGCAAAAUACAGCCAAAUAGCUAAAUGCAUUUGGCUGAAAGUAAGUUAGUGGAGAAGAUGGUAUAAAAUGAUUCCAUCCCCACAAACAAAAAUGUGCAUAAACACUGAGAUCCUCUCAGUGAAUCUCAAACUUGGUUGGCUCUGUGUUGUUUUCAUUGGGUGUUUAUGAUGCUACUACAUCAGUAGUUUGCCUCGUUGGAAAUCAGUGCUGCUUUAGAUAGAUAGAGCUUGUGUGCAAUAAUGCUACUUACAUAGAACUGACGUACUUGCAAAAGAAAAUACAAAGCUGCUUGCACUGUGUAUUUAGUAAAUGACUUAACAUCAUUAUAUGCUUAGAACAUUGUGUGUAUAUGUUGCUAAUUUCAGUAAUUUUGUACUUCACCUAUGCUUUAACAUGGUACCAAGAGUUUUUUGAUGUUACAAAAAAGAAUGAGAACAAUAAACUUGCAGAGGUAUUAAAUACAACAUAUUCAUAAAUUGCUAAGAUUAACUGUUAGUUGGAGUGAGAUUCAUGUAGAUUUGGUGCUAAUGUAUAAAGAAACAAAGGUGGAAAUGUCUGGACAUUUGUCAUUUGCUAAUAGAAGGUUAUCUUAACGUAUAUGGAGAAAGUAUUUUGAGAGAGGCUACAGGAAAUUUAGUGUAGAAAGUUUUCAUUUAAGAGCUUUUCAUUUACAGUAAUGCAGCUUCAGAGACUUAAGCGACAGUGUGAGUCACUUAUCAGCAAUACUGCCUAAUGAAUAGUUGGUUGCCUGAUUUUUUGUUCUCUUAUUUUGUGAAGGAAACAAAUAUGAUAUGACCAUUGGUUUACAUGGACCUAUAGGCUGGCCAAAAUGUAAUAAAACUACAUUGUUCCAAA